Liolophura sinensis is the source of this 700-nucleotide messenger RNA. RefSeq lists its product as uncharacterized. The record is from RefSeq and is a predicted model, not a curated record. Lineage: Eukaryota; Metazoa; Mollusca; Polyplacophora; Chitonida; Chitonidae. The coding region runs from base 113 to 700 and encodes 195 amino acids. The transcript is spliced from 5 exons.
GAACGGACCAGGAGAGCUAUGAGUGUGACAUGUGUCGGCCGGAGGCGGGUCAGCUUUAAGAGCAACUUAGCACAACGAGAAAAAUGAGAUUGCACCUGUAAGUGUUGGGAAGAUGGAGAUUGAUGUGGAUAGGCUAUUACAGGAAGGUAUAAUGAAGAGGCAGCAGCCAACAGACAAUGUCUUUCGGCUCCAUCUGAUGUCAACAAAUAAUGACAUGGAAGUUGAAAAAAAUGUCUUAUAUGAGGAUGUAUGCCCUAAAAUCCAACAAAUUUGCCAUCAUCAAGGGCAGGUCUUACAGGUUAUUGAACACCCUCCAGAGGAUGCUUUCUCACAUUCCACAAGAAAGCAAGACAUUGAUUCAUCUUAUCAUUGUACACUUGUAUUGAUUGGAGAAAAGCGUGCUCCUACCACUUUACCUAAGGUCAUCAAUGCAAGAGAAUUCAAAGUACUGAUGGAAAUAGGAGAGAACUUCCUUGAACAUUCCCCACUGAUGGACAGUUUUCAGAACUUAUCUGCAUCCACUCAGCUGGAUCUGAAACAAGACAUGAAAUCCACCUUAACAUUCUUGCAGAAACACUACAAGAAGGACUUAAAUUCUGUACCACCAAGCUUCAUAUUGCAACCUGAUCAUAGAUCAAGCUUGGAAAACCAGUUGUCUAAUGGAACCGAGUUUAAGGUUUGUCACAUUUAUGUCCAAUAG